Molecule: messenger RNA, 5840 nt
Organism: Branchiostoma floridae (Florida lancelet)
Lineage: Eukaryota; Metazoa; Chordata; Leptocardii; Amphioxiformes; Branchiostomatidae
Product: zinc finger protein 318-like
Exons: 11
Coding region: 155-4960 (1601 amino acids)
Biological process (GO): negative regulation of DNA-templated transcription; positive regulation of DNA-templated transcription
Cellular component (GO): nucleoplasm
Molecular function (GO): nucleic acid binding; zinc ion binding
Source: RefSeq, a predicted model, not a curated record
UUCCUUUUCGACCAGUCCAUUCAUGUGGAGAAGACGGGGUAGCCAUCUUGGACGGGCAGGUUUGAUGAACGAAAACUUUCCGCUCAGAUUUGUCUACUUUGCUGAUAUUUGGCCCAGAAAUUUUAUGCUAAACUAUUAAUAUAUAACCUAAACAAUGAGUUGGCGGGGGCCUCCGCGUGGCCGGGGUAGAGGUAGAGGUAGAGGGCGCGGGAGAGGCCGUGGGGGGUUCUUCCCAAAGCUGGCGCCCACGGCGCUCCCUGUCAAAGCUAAAGAAACCCCUCCGAAGCGAUCGCGCGAUGAAGAACUGGAAAUCAAAGUCAAGCCCUUGCCGGGUCGGGAUGACGAUCGGGAAGACAGUCCCGACUGGAUCGAGCUGCAAAGCCGUGGCAAAGACCGGCGGGAUAGCCGCGAUAGGGGCAAAGAUCACCGCGGCAGCAGCGACAAGUAUGACAAAGCCCCACGAGACGCCAAGGAAAGAGACCGCGAUCGCUCGCACGGGAAAGGCGACAAGUCAGACCGGGAUAGGGAUGAGAGGGGGUCGCGGGGUAGUUCGCACUCGGGCGCCAGUCGCGCUAAAGAAGAGAAGGGCAGUUCCCAGCGCGAGGGAAAGUCACAUAAAGAAUCUCACAGUAAAGAGCCUCCCAAAUCGUCAAAGAAGAAGAAAGAGUCAGGUAGAGAGGCUCGGGACCACAAGGAGUCCACCUCGCGCGGUAGGGAGAAAGACAGGUCCCCGCGUGAUUCCCAUGGGGACAGGAGGGAACAGGAGUCAAAGGGGAGGGAAUAUGAUGAUUACAAGGGUAGGGAGAAGGGAAGGGACGGCAACCGAGACAACAGAACAAGAAAACACGAGGAGCGGCCAAGUACAGGGGAAGGUGGCAAGUCUGUGAUGGACAGACUUGGUCCAGAGAAAAGGGAUAGUGGAGAGUAUGAUAUGUUCACUGGCGGCAGUCGCAGGUCCAGGUCCCCUCUUGAAGAGGGCCUGCGGAUCACUGUUGGCAAUGACCGGUACUGGAGGGAACAAACAGCCAAGAAGCCCCUGGAGGCUCGGCUGGGCCCUCCGCCAGACGACCUUACACCUGACCACAACCCCCCUGAUGUGGAUCGCACGCCUCCGCAUGAUUUUUCCCCUCGUCCGUACCAUACCGACCCUCGGUAUGAAGAUCAAUAUGACAGGCCCAGGGAGCAGGAUCGGUACGAAAAAGGAGGCUACUACAGACGGGAUGAUGAGGUCUACAGCAGACAGGAUGCCUUCUACGAUCGGCCUGGCGAUGGUCGUUCUAGAUCACGGUCUGAUUCUCGUUCACCCAGGCGUGACUCAUAUGAUGACCGAGAUGAUCGCUACUCCCACAGAAAGGAAGGCAGUAGUUCUUCUCGAGGGAAGAGAGACUACAGGGAGGAGAAGAGGGGAGACAAGCCACCACAGAGAGAAAAGUACUAUGAAAAGGAGAAGUAUGAGAGAGACAGAUACAAGGAGGAAAAGUACUUGGAUGACAACAGGGAAAGUGGUCGGGGUCACUCCUUGGAGAGGAAGGAGGAGCAACAAAAAAUGUUUCUGCCAUCUCAGUGGGGCAGACAUGAAGAAUCUCAUUACCCAGAGUUGGACAAGGCCCGCGAGGCAGCCAGGAGAGCAGAGGAAGAACUUCAAAAGUAUGGCAUUAUUGUUGGCAAGCAGAAAAGAGAGGAGAUGGCUGAAGCAAUCCGAAUGGGCGAAGGUAGCGCUUUACGUGCACUGCAAGAUUUAAUUCCAGGUUUCCAAGCAGGUGCUUCAAACCAGCCUCCGCCAUCUCAGAUGGAACAACUGCCACCUGAUACUUUUGACCAAAGACAACAACCAAUGCCCAGGUCAGAGCCUCCACCAUACCAGCGACCUCCUGUCUCCCAAAGUUCUGACAGGCCUCCUUUUGGUGCAUCGUCAGCAAAGCUGGGCAUUCCUGGCAUGAAUGCCUACGAACAAACUGGACAGUCACAGCCACCACCUCCACAAGCGAAGCCUAAAAAGUCGAUUUUGAAAAAUCGUUCUGAGCCUCCACCUCAGUCAAGUACAGACAGCUAUGGCCCAGGAGAAGCGUAUGGACAACCACCCAAAAGAAAGGAAGGUGGCAUCCCAGGAUUGUUUGAUGCCCCUCAGUCAAGUUCAGGGGACUUCUUUGCUAGACUGGGUGGGCUAAACACAGGCAACCUAUUUGGGUCGGAAAAGAGGGAGGAGAAACUUCCACUCAUUGACACUAUAGAGGAUGAGGAGCUCUUUCUAUAUGGGGAUGAAGAAAAGAAGAAAGAGCCUGAGCCAGAACCUUAUGUCCCGACUCCAACAUCUACCGCACCUCCCAUCCAGACAGUUGCCUCCAUGCAGGCACCACAACCUCCGAUGGACAUUCCACCGCCAAGUGUUCCUAGCGCCGCCGAUCUCAGCAACGACAAGCUGAGGAACAUCCUUCAAUCCAUCGGGUUCGAUUUUGAAAAGUCACAGAGAAGCCAGCAGGCUGGCCCUCCCAGGAUGGAGGAUGACAGGAAUGUGAGGGAGCAGCAUUCUCAGCACAGAAGGAGGAGUAGGAGUAGAAGCCGGAGCCGCAGUGGCAGCAUGUCGCCUGGUCGUUACAGAAAGGAAUCAAGCCAUGGAAGGGACAGAUGGGAGUCGAGCUAUGGGAGAGACAAGGACCGCCGUGAGUCCAGCAGAGGAAGAGACCGAAGAGACAGAUCGUACAGUCCAGACCGUGACAGGAGAGACAGCCGAUAUGUUGGGACCGGGAUGUACAAGAGGUCAUCUGCCGUUGAUGACCUGUUGGCCCUGGCAUCUGCACCCAGCACCAGCCACUACACUUCAGCGACAACUUCUCAUCCUCCUUUCCCUCCUCCAGUCAGUGGUGCUCCUCCUUACCCCCCUCCCUACGGACAUCCGCCCAAUCAGCCGCCAUAUCCUGGACCACCAACGUCAGGAUACCACCAACCGAACUAUCCCCCUCCAGCAGGAUAUGGCCCUUAUGGAGGGUUUGACCCACGUGGACCUCCCCCACCCCAACCCUGGCCCCUGCAACAAGGCGGCCCUCCACCCCACAGUGGCCCAAUGCCUCCUAGGGGACCACUGAUACCAGGGGGCCCACCUCCCCUAGGAGGCCCACCACCUCCAGGAGGGCCUCCUCCUCCUCCAGGGACUCAGCAGGAUUCUAGAGCUAAUCUGAGAACCAUCCCAAUUCAGAAGAAAGAGGAUGACAAGAAAUCUGGGGGUGAGAGCGAACAGAAGCCAAAGUCAAACAGGAUCGUCAUUCCCCCACGCUCUGCACAACAAAGGCAAAAGGAUGAGGAAGCUCAAAAACAGGAGCAGGCAAGAAAAGACAAGGAGCUUGCUGAGAAGCAGGAGAGUUUCCUUGAGAAGCAGCGUCAGGAGAAGGCCCGCCAGACCCAGCUGAAGGAAAGGAAAGACCGCAUCAAGAAGAGGAUUGAGUUCCUGGAAGAGGAGCUUGAGAGGCUGCGAAAGCAACAGGGCGAGCUACUGCGCAAGAAACGGAGACAGAAAGACGGCCACAAGGAUCCGCUGCUUGUGGAGAACAGCAAGCUCCAGGAGGACAUUGCCAAACAGAUCUCAGAGCUUCGGAAGCAAGCAGAGGAAGUUGCUGCAGUCAGUAUACCAGGGCUUGACACAGGGUCAUCAGACGACAAGACUACAAAGGCGGCAUCAGCCGAGCCGUCGUCGCCAGUGAAGAAGCCAGCGCCCCCAGCAGUUGUGAAGACAGAACAAGACAACACAUUCUAUGACUUCUUUGAUCCUGGGAACCACUGGUGCAAACCCUGCAACCAGAUAUUCACCAACCUGCUGGAGUUCCUCAACCAUACCCACAGCCGCAAGCAUCUACAGCACAUUGAUCCAUACGAGCGCCCGUGGAUGCCAGACUCUCUCAGGACGGAGCGGAAGGCGCGACCUAAUUCAAAUUUCGUAGUGGUGCCGGUGCAAGGUCCCGAGUUCCUGAUGCCCGUGAUGGGUUUCUACUGCCAGCUCUGUGAAGAGUUCUCAGGGGACCAGAUUUGUGCUGAAGACCACAUCAAAACUGACAAGCACCGGCUCAGCUACAAGAAACACCUGGAUGCAAAUCCAUUCUACGAGCGACGUCGCAACUUGGACAAAGCAGCGGGAAUGGCUGUCAUCGAGGAAAUCAACCGCCGCAAAGAGGAAGAAAAGCGACAAAAGGAGAGGGCAGAGAUGAAAGAAUGGAGACAUGAGGAGCAAGAAAGAAAACGCAAAAGACUGGAACAACAGGAAAAAGUUCUGGACGAAAAGAAGAGAAAGCUCAUUGAGAAAGAAAAGAAGAAGGAAGAAAAAGUGCAAGAACUUGAUGCAGAUGCAUCCAAGCAUGCGCCCUCUACACCAAGCACACCAUCAGGUACAAGCAAAGCUGGCAUAAAGUUGACUCUAGCAGGGGACAAAGGGGAAGCAAAGCCUCAGCCAUCUGGGUUUGGAAAGUUCACUUGGAAACCUGGACAGGCUGGCCCAAAUGGGAAGGGAACUUCAACCCCUACUGGCUCUUCAGGGAGGCACACUCCAACCUCUGAGGAUGGAAAGUCGAGUCCUGGUGGAACCAGCAGCUCAGGUAAGACUUCAGUGAUGAUGACACGGAAGAUUCCCAAAGUCCCAACAGUGCAGGCCAGGCCCAUUCCCACCUUAACAACCAGCUUGCCGCUUCGCAAGGCCAAGCCUGAGAAACCAGACAGACAUUCCGAGAGGUCGGUCCUGCCCGUAACAAGCCAAAAGGGCAAGUCGGAACCACAGAAGCUGCCCAGUCAGGAGGAGAUACAGAAGGCGUUCGGUACCCAGGGUGCUGGAGAUUCUCAUGGCGGUGGAGCUGCCAAACGAAGAAAGGAAAACUCACCAGAGCCGCCCGUCCCUGGAACAGAAGACUGGCCUGCCCGUCACACUCCAUCAUCCACUCAGACUAAAAGGGGGGCAAGAAAUGAUGGGCCAGCCAGCUGAAGGGACUAGCUUAGGUGUAAGCAGAGGAAGAAAGAUGCAGGCAGUGAUGGAAGUGGUGUAUCCAUGGAGAUGGGGAGUGACUAUGAGGUCCUUGAUGACAUAGCUGACUAGGACCAGGAUUUAGUGAAGACAGAUUGGACUGGACUCGAAAACUUUCAUCAUGGCAUGCAAAGUUUGCUUCAUCAAACUCCUGUGUUUGCAAUUGAAACCAAUAUUUGUUAAACCUUUUACAUUGUGAACUGUGAAAACUGGCAAGAAACAGUCUGUCAAAUGCUUUGUACUUUCUAAAGCUGUACCUCUGCUUGUGGUUGCCUGGCGAUCACCUUAUACAAUAUCCCUUCACACCUUUCUUACCAGUGUCAGACCAUUUAACUGUCAGUUGUAAUUGUAUAUCCUGUUUGCAAAUACUUGUGAUUGUUGUAAUUAGGAGGUCAGACAUUGUUGUCAGAUGUUAGUUUUGACUGUAAAACAGCCAGUUGCAGCCUACUUGAUGAGUUAAUGAAAUUGUCACAGUUAACUAUCUUCAAGUUGAUAAGUAGAAGAUAUUUGUCACUGUGUCAUUCAUCCUCUUUUUUUUAAACAAACUUUUAUUCAAUGUUAUUUCCUUUUUUGUUGGAUUCGAACACCACAGCUGAUACUUGAAAAAUUGUAUUGAACUUAGUAGUUGAUGUAUAAAGUUGUGAAUGCUCAAGUGUUGUCAGUUUAGUAUGUUAGCACGAGAGGAAGCAACGGGCAAGUAAAGGAACCUCAUUUGAAGACCAAGAGGCAACAUGCGGCGGUGACAAAGAGGAAGGAGAAAUCACUCAUCUGGAAACAAUGUAGUUUGUAUGCAGCAUGUGUCCUGUCUUGUUGUUUUUGCAUUAAAAUGUUUACAACUUUA